GACAGCCGUCUACAACGUUAGCGCGGUCUUCUGGCUAGACCACGAUGGGAAUUGACAAUGCCUCCUAGGAGACAAUCUGUUCGACAGACACAUGCGGUCACUGCUCAAUAUGACCCUGAAGUGAUCGCGAAGCGAACGAAACGACAUCUUGACGAACUUGAAAGGUCAAAUUAUUCGGAGCCUUCUGGCCUUCUUGGUUUCAUUCAGGAUGAGGAUGAAGACAAGGCUGCCGGUCGCUCCGCAAAGAGUCGUGCUCGUCAGACAAUAUCCGACAAACGUAUCCAAGAGGGUGCUAAGAAGAAGAAAUCUAGCAUGAACGUCCGCACAGCCGUUCUGUACAAGAAGACCUUUUCACAACUGCUUGAUGAAUCUGGGAUAUCUGGUCUUCCCACCGACACCCCUAGCUACCUCACUGCUAUUUCUCCACCAUCUCGUGAGCCUCCCAGAAUGCUUUGUUCUGUGUGCGGAUAUUUGGGGAAGUAUCGUUGUCGGCGAUGUGGAAUGGCCUACUGUGAUAGGAACUGCGAAGCAACACAUGAAGAGACUCGGUGCGAAAGACGAGUAGUAUAAGUUACAAUAUAUUAUCUGCCAUUGGUUUCACUCUAUGCACCUACCAUGAGGAUACAAGUCGAAUUCGGAAUAGACGUUCUUGUACAGCAGGCGUGGGAAAGUCAUGCUGUCAGAUGGCCUGACUCGUUUUCCUGACUCCUGCAUCCAGCGUCCAACCAUUUUUCACCUGUAUCUCAUCUCCUCGUACCUCCUGUCCCCUUUAUUCUCCUAAAAUUCGACGUCUCCUUGCUUUG
Messenger RNA from Somion occarium, 803 nucleotides. The record is from the annotation of a GenBank genome assembly. Lineage: Eukaryota; Fungi; Basidiomycota; Agaricomycetes; Polyporales; Cerrenaceae.